Molecule: messenger RNA, 825 nt
Organism: Uloborus diversus
Lineage: Eukaryota; Metazoa; Arthropoda; Arachnida; Araneae; Uloboridae
Product: multiple coagulation factor deficiency protein 2 homolog
Exons: 4
Coding region: 171-665 (164 amino acids)
Molecular function (GO): calcium ion binding
Source: RefSeq, a predicted model, not a curated record
UAGACGAUAACGGAUACAAGCGCUAGCUCAAAAUUUAUCUCGGAAAUAUGAGGCAUGCGGGUAACGCUGAGAUUGCCACAUGAGCAAACGAACACGACAGACGACUUUUUUAAGUUGACAUACAGAAUAUUUAUUUUCUAACAUUUAUUUCUUUUCGUUCGAAGGUGGAUAUGUACUCUUUGAAAAGUAUGGAGCGUAGUAAUUGUUUUAUUGUUUAUCUCAUUUUAAUUAUUUGUACAUUCUUUUGCAACUAUGUUAUUUGUGAUCUACGAAAUAUUGCCAAAGGAUUAGCACAUCCAGAAUUGCGAGAAAUACGCAAGAGAUGGGGUGCCACAGACAUAGUAAGAGAUUUAGAGCAUAUUAAGCAAGACAUGCAGCGGAUUACAAAAAUGCAAGAUGCUGGGCAAAUUUCGACAAAUGAAGCUUUAUUUUACUUUUUAAGGAUGCAUGAUUUUGACGACAACGGGAAAUUAGAUGGGCAUGAACUCAUGGCUGCAAUGACGCAUGCCAUGGAACACAACACCGAACAGCAUGAUAUGCCAUUUGAGGAAAAGGAAGAGCUUGUGGACAGUUUCUUCGCAUAUGAUGACAACGUAGAUGGUUUCAUUAGUUACCCGGAGUUCCGAAAGCACCUUUCGGGGGACAAGGAGAACAGUCCUAUAUAGAAAAAAAAAAGGAAAAAUAACGAAAAAAUGCCUUGCAGAGCUUAGGUAUCGUUCCCAAUAAUAAAAUUCAACGUUCGAAUAUCAAAAAUGUUCAUCAUAUUCAUUAACCAUCACAUCAAAAGUGUACCUAGGCAGUCAUUUCGAAAUAAAGAAAAUACAU